Molecule: messenger RNA, 609 nt
Organism: Talpa occidentalis (Iberian mole)
Lineage: Eukaryota; Metazoa; Chordata; Mammalia; Eulipotyphla; Talpidae
Gene: DEFB119
Product: defensin beta 119
Exons: 2
Coding region: 108-362 (84 amino acids)
Biological process (GO): antifungal innate immune response; defense response to Gram-positive bacterium; defense response to Gram-negative bacterium
Cellular component (GO): extracellular region
Molecular function (GO): lipopolysaccharide binding
Source: RefSeq, a predicted model, not a curated record
CACUGCCCACAGCCCUGCCAAUAAAAGUGAGGCUCAUCCCUGCUGCAAGGAGCUCUGUUCUUACUCCCUGCAGCACAGUCACCUUCUCCUCCUGCAACCUGCCAGCCAUGAAGCUCCUUUUCCUGACUCUUGCCAUCUUUUUGGCCUUGGAAUCAGCAGAUAGAUGUUGGAUGGAUGGAACAUGCCGACUGGUAUGCAAAAGUGAUGAACAAAAGCUCAUACGCUGUGUAAAUCGCAAACGGUGCUGUGUCCUUACUCGUUAUUUAACAAUCCAACCAAUGACAAUUGAUAGACUGCUCCCAUGGACCACUUCUCAGCCAAACAGUGGAGAUCAGAACAAGCAAGGGGAACAGAGACCAUGAGUUGAAAUGAAAUGACUUUGGUUCAGGAUCUAACUCUCAUACUCCAUUAAAACUCACAAAUUUGAUUCUGUGUCUGUCAAUCUGAGGAAUGGCAUGCAAAGGGAUUGAGGGUGAAGAGAUGACAGGAUGGCAGUUAAGAAGCAAUGGACAGUCAUUGCUGGGGCUGAUCCAUGGUAAUGGGGUGAGGGUAGUGAUAACAGUCGUGAAGAUAGUUUCUCAUCUACCAGUCACAGGAAAGGCUACUGGG